AUGCAAACUUCAUGCAUAUAUAAGAUGAUCUAUAGCGAUGGCAGUUCCCUAGCUGGGUAUUCGAUGUUCGCCCUUCGGAGAGUGUACCUUGGUGCCUACGCUGCUAUUGUAUCACUGUCAUUGACUUUAUACCUUAUCCGUGUGGGUUUUGCUGUCAUUAAGGAAGUAUAUCUGCAUCAAAGAAUAGAACAAGGCUUUUUCCCUAGAUCCGAAGAUGUCCUACACAAAUAUGACAACAUAAGGCGGUUCAAUAAGAGUUUUGGUGAAUUGAAACCGGCAAGCAAUUCAUAUUUAGAUGAUUUGAUCAUUCCAGUUGAGAGAGAUUCUAUCAUUCAAGAAAGAGAGAAUGCCACAAUAUUGAUGUUAUGCCGGAAUUGGGAGAUACCAGGUGUUUUGCAAUCUAUGCGCUCAUUGGAAGAUAGGUUCAAUAGACGGUAUAAAUAUGACUGGACGUUUCUCAAUGAUGUCCCAUUCGAUGAUUACUUCAUUGAAGCCACCAGUGCUAUGGCUAGCGGUAAAACAAAGUACGGAUUGAUACCUAGUGAAGAUUGGGACCGCCCAGCUUGGAUAGAUGAAGAAUUAUUCGAGGAAAGGCUGCAGAUGCUAAAGGAAAAGAAGGUAAUAUACGGAGACUCGAAAUCGUAUCGUAAUAUGUGUCGUUUCAAUAGUGGGUUCUUUUUCAGACAAAAGCUUUUGGACCAAUAUGAUUACUAUUUUAGAGUCGAACCUGAUGUGGAAUACUUCUGCGAUUUCCCAUAUGAUCCAUUCAAAGUCAUGCGGGAGAAGAAGAAGAAAUACGGAUUUGUGAUAUCUAUCUUUGAAUAUGAGGAUACGGUAACGACAUUAUGGGAUGCUGUUGAGGAAUUCAUGGAUACUUAUCCAGAAAUUCUACAUCCUAACAACAGUCUAAGCUUUUUGACGGAUACCACGAUGGUGGGACGUUUUUUCCCUGUUGUUGAUUCGAAUACAGACUAUAAUCUAUGUCAUUUCUGGUCCAAUUUCGAAAUUGGAGAUCUAAAUUUCUUUAGAAGUGACGAGUAUCUUCAGUAUUUCAAUUACUUGGACUCCAAGGGUGGGUUUUAUUAUGAACGUUGGGGUGAUGCACCCGUGCACAGUAUAGGUGCCUCAUUACUUCUAGACAAGAAUGAAAUCCACCACUUUGAUGAAAUUGGAUACAGCCAUGUUCCAUUUGAAACAUGUCCCACGUCCAUAUCAGCACGAUUAGUGCUCCGUUGUAUGUGUGAUCCUAACGGCGAAUCUAAUAUUCCCAUCCACCCAAACAGUUGCUUGAUGAGAUGGUGGAAAAACGGUGCCGGCAAACUAUUUAUUAGAUGA
Messenger RNA from Kluyveromyces lactis, 1335 nucleotides. RefSeq names its product glycosyltransferase family 15 protein. Gene Ontology annotation, cellular component: Golgi apparatus; membrane. Bases 1 to 1335 code for a protein of 444 amino acids. Gene Ontology annotation, biological process: protein N-linked glycosylation; cell wall mannoprotein biosynthetic process. The transcript has a single exon. NCBI's taxonomy places the organism in Eukaryota, Fungi, Ascomycota, Saccharomycetes, Saccharomycetales, Saccharomycetaceae. The record is from RefSeq and is a predicted model, not a curated record. Gene Ontology annotation, molecular function: alpha-1,2-mannosyltransferase activity.